Molecule: messenger RNA, 2489 nt
Organism: Saccostrea echinata
Lineage: Eukaryota; Metazoa; Mollusca; Bivalvia; Ostreida; Ostreidae
Product: E3 ubiquitin-protein ligase CBL-B-like
Exons: 13
Coding region: 43-2256 (737 amino acids)
Biological process (GO): negative regulation of epidermal growth factor-activated receptor activity; cell surface receptor signaling pathway
Cellular component (GO): membrane raft; plasma membrane
Molecular function (GO): ubiquitin protein ligase activity; phosphotyrosine residue binding; SH3 domain binding
Source: RefSeq, a predicted model, not a curated record
AAGCGAGAAUGAGGUAUUGAACCAGGAAGCUGCCCCAGCAAAAUGGCGAUGGGACCGAAAGAUCGCAAUCGAAACGCCCAGAGUAAAAAUUUUGGGGGAAUGAUUGGAUCUAUUCUUCAGGGAGUCUUAGCCACACCUAAACUUGUUGUUGAUAAAAAGACUAUCGAAAAGUCAUGGAAAUUAAUGGACAAAGUUGUGAAAUUGUGUCAACAUCCAAGAAUGAAUUUGAGAAACAGUCCUCCUUUUAUUUUGGACCUACUGCCAGACACUUAUCAACAUCUCCGUUUAAUUUACAAUAAACAUGACGAUAAAUUAAAUACUUUGAAUGAAAAUGACUACUUCCGGGUGUUUAUAGAGAAUCUUAUGAAUAAGUGUAAAGCCACGAUAAAACUUUUCAAAGAAGGCAAGGAAAAAAUGUUUGACGAAAAUUCUCACUACAGACGAAAUUUAACUAAGUUAUCUCUAGUGUUUUCUCACAUGCUUGCAGAGCUUAAAGCAAUAUAUCCAAAUGGACAGUUUGCAGGUGACAAUUUUCGCAUAACAAAAAGUGAUGCAGCAGAGUGGUGGAGAAAGUCAUUUGGGGAUCGAACCAUUGUGUCGUGGAAGGUGUUUCGGCAGACUUUGCAGGAGACACACCCAAUCAGCUCUCCACUAGAGGCCAUGGCAUUGAAAUCCACUAUUGAUUUAACCUGUAAUGACUACAUCUCAGUGUUCGACUUUGAUGUAUUUACCAGACUUUUCCAGCCCUGGGUGAACUUGUUACGAAAUUGGAAUGUUUUGGCAGUCACGCACCCUGGUUAUGUAGCAUUUCUAACAUACGACGAAGUCAAAGCCAGACUUCAGAAGUAUGUAAAUAAACCAGGAAGUUAUGUCUUUCGCCUGAGCUGUACGAGACUAGGGCAAUGGGCCAUUGGGUAUGUCACAGCAGAGGGCCAAAUAUUACAGACCAUUCCUCAAAACAAGUCCCUGUGUCAGGCCCUUCUAGAUGGGCAAAGGGAGGGGUUCUUCAAAUUCCCUGAUGGACGCUCCAUAAAUCCGGACCUGAGUUUCUUGGUACAGGAUUGUGAGGAGGACCACAUCAAAGUCACCCAGGAGCAGUAUGAACUUUACUGUGAGAUGGGUUCAACCUUCCAGCUUUGCAAAAUAUGUGCAGAGAAUGAUAAAGAUAUCCGCAUAGAGCCCUGUGGCCAUCUUCUAUGUACACCAUGCCUAACACAGUGGCAGGACUCUGACGGACAAGGAUGUCCAUUUUGUCGAUGUGAAAUUAAAGGAACCGAGCAGGUUGUUGUAGACCCCUUCAACCAACAACAUGAAAGGAGACAAACUCAUGAAGAGCCCAAGAAAAAGCGAUGUUCACGUCACAUGUUUGAAGACGACAAUGGGGAAGAUGACUUUGAUGGUCUGGGAUGUUCAUUGUGCCGAGCAGAAAUUAAGGCGAAAGAGUCUGUGGAAGUAGACCACCACUUCAGUUCACAGAUGACCUCCAGAUCGGACUCCUCCAAGGCUCAUACCAAUAAUACCCCUACCACCCAUGAGGAACAUGAUGACUCAGAUUCAAGAGAGUCCCCCACAAUUCCAAAAAGAGAUUUACCCCCACCAGUCCCUCCCAGAAGGUCAUCACCAGUGCCAUCACCUAGUGUCUCGCCAACUUCAUCCCCCAAACCUCCAAGUCGUAGACAAUUACCACCAACACCCCCUGUUGAUCCAUCUCAGAUUCCACAGCCAGUGUCAAAGGCUAUCUGUACAGACGUGGUAGAUGGAGUUGCUCGCAAUCACACAGGGAUAUCCUAUGCUGAACUUAGAUAUGAUGUUCCUUCCAAUAUUAAUUCAGUUUGUUCUGAAUCUACUGCAACUGUGAACUCCUCUGAAUGUAAACGUCUAGCUAAUGAAAACAAUGAGGCGGACUCAGCUAUUCAUAAAGGAGGUACAAUUUUCUCUGUCACAGGUAACAGCAAACCCCCACUAAGGCGAGCUCCCACUGAAUAUGACUUGCCUCCCUUGCCAGCACCAAGAAAACCACAGGGAGAAAAAAAACUGUCUGAUCCUCCACCAGAAGAAAAAGAUAUACAGCUUCCUGUUAGAAACAGAUUACGUGAAAAUACAGACAGUAAUAAAGAAAACAGUGUAGACGAGGUCCAAGUCGAUCAUUUGGUUGCUAAGGGUUAUGACCGCUUACGUGUGGUGGAUGCAUUGCGAGUGGCCAGAAAUAAUUUACAUAUGGCAGAAGAAAUCCUUGAAACUUUUGUACGAUUAUGAGUGUAUACUUUUGUUGUUGUUGUUGUACCAAACAGAUAAGUGCUCAUUUCUAUAUAUUACUUGUACUUAAUGCAAGCAGUGUCAAUAGAGGCUUGCUUUGGUGCUCCAUUCACAGGAAAGACAAGCUGAUUGAAAUACAGCAUCCAGACUUUGCAAUUUAAAGACAUCAGUGUCUUAACAAUAUUUUUUUUUUUACAGAAAUGUAUUGCUUGUGUAACUUAACAUUUUUUGUU